AUGGAGCGUGAAGCAGCCGAGCCAGGAUAUUGGGAUGAUCCGCGUAAAGCCCAACAGGACAUGAAAGCCCUGGGCAGCCUCAAGGAGACGUUCUCCCUCUGGCAGAGUUUGUCUACCCAGGCAAGCACUUUGUUGGAGCUUACGGAAUUGGCCCUGGAGGACGGGGACGAGUCCCUCCUGGAACAGAUAGGCGUUGACACUGCCGAGUUGUCUAAGUCCCUGGCCCGUGAGGAAAUUGCCCUGACUCUGGCGGGCCCGUACGACGGUCGGCCUGCCAUUGUGUCGGUCUAUUCAGGGGCCGGAGGCACCGAUUCCCAGGACUGGGCAGAAAUGCUGCUCAAAAUGUACGCCCGUUGGGGCGAGGUAGAGAAGCGGACGGUCCAGAUUAUGGACAUGGCCUACGGCGACGAAGCGGGCCUGCGCAGCGCAACCCUGGAAAUAGGCGGGCCCUACGCCUACGGUUACUUGAGCGCCGAAAGAGGUGUCCACCGACUGGUGCGCUUAUCCCCUUACGAUCCCAACAACCUGCGGCACACUUCGUUUGCCCAGGUAGAAGUGUUACCAGCGGCAGGAGAGGAAGAAGAGGUCGCUGUGAGGCCUGAAGAGAUAAAGCUGGACACCUUCCGCUCUAGCGGUCCUGGCGGCCAAAAUGUCCAGAAAGUAGCCUCCGCGGUACGUCUAACGCAUUUGCCCACUGGGAUGGUUGUUUCGUGCCAGACCGAAAGGUCCCAGCACCAGAACCGGGAGUACGCCAUGCGAAUAUUGAUGGCCCGGUUGCUGGCACGGCAAAACGCUCAGCGCGCAGAGGAGUUAGCCAAACUAAAGGGAGAGAGGGUCGCGGCAGAGUGGGGUAACCAGAUACGCAGCUAUGUGCUGCACCCCUACAAGUCGGUUAAGGAUCACCGCACCAAUUUCCAAAGCGCCAAUCCCGAUGCGGUACUCGACGGAGGACUGAACGACUUUAUCGAGGCAUACCUGAUAUCGCGGUUGAAUUGA
Molecule: messenger RNA, 996 nt
Organism: Geodia barretti
Lineage: Eukaryota; Metazoa; Porifera; Demospongiae; Tetractinellida; Geodiidae
Source: the annotation of a GenBank genome assembly